Messenger RNA from Colletotrichum graminicola M1.001, 1212 nucleotides. RefSeq names its product 8-oxoguanine DNA-glycosylase. Gene Ontology annotation, cellular component: nucleus. The record is from RefSeq and is a predicted model, not a curated record. Gene Ontology annotation, biological process: base-excision repair, AP site formation; base-excision repair; nucleotide-excision repair. Gene Ontology annotation, molecular function: 8-oxo-7,8-dihydroguanine DNA N-glycosylase activity; damaged DNA binding. The transcript is spliced from 3 exons. NCBI's taxonomy places the organism in Eukaryota, Fungi, Ascomycota, Sordariomycetes, Glomerellales, Glomerellaceae. Bases 1 to 1212 code for a protein of 403 amino acids.
AUGUCCAUAGCCAGAGUGACUGAGUGGCGCAAACUGCCUCUCAGUUUGGCCGAGCUUUGCAUCGACACAACCCUGCGAUGCGGUCAAUCGUUCCGAUGGCGCAAAAUCAAUGACGAAUGGUGCUGCACAUUAUACGGUCGGAUCGUAGCGCUGAAGCAAGAUCCAACUCACUUGCAUUACAAGGUCACUUGGCCUGUAAAGCCGACUUACCCGCUUACACCACCAGUCGCCGAUGGCGAAGUCAAAGACGACGAUACCGAAGAUUUGUUGCGGCACUAUUUGAGUCUUAAGCUAGAUCUCAAAUCUUUGUACGAACAAUGGUCAGAAGCAGAUCCGAACUUUCGCAAGAGGGCCCCUGAAUUCGGGGGCGUCCGUAUGCUGAGCCAAGAUGCAUGGGAAGCUCUGAUAUGCUUCAUAUGCAGUAGCAAUAACAACAUUCCAAGGAUAUCACAGAUGGUCCAUAAACUCUGCACGCACUACGGACCACUCAUUGGCCAUGUUGGAGAUGAGCCGUUCCAUGACUUUCCGACGCCAGAAGCUCUGACGGGAAAGUCAGUAGAAGCGCAUCUCAGAGAGCUCGGCUUCGGCUACCGGGCGAAAUACAUUGCGCAGACGGCGUCGAUCAUCGUGAAGGACCGGCCAAAGGGUUGGUUUGAGAGCCUUACAAACCCGGAGAACCCAUGCUAUAGAAGACCCCAAGGAGGCUCUGAGCUACCCCAGUACACAUAUAAAGAGGCGCAUGAGCAGCUCCUCCAGUUGGCCGGCGUUGGGCCCAAGGUAGCCGACUGUGUUUGCUUGAUGGGUUUGGGCUGGGGUGAAGCUGUGCCGGUGGACACACACGUCUGGCAGAUUGCCCAACGGGACUACAAGAUUGGCAAGAGCAAGACCAAAACUUUCAAUAAGAUGAUGUACGACGCCGUCGGUGACCACUUCAGGGAGCUCUGGGGUAAGUAUGCAGGCUGGGCGCACUCUGUGCUGUUUACGGCGGACUUGAAGACGUUUUCUGAGCGGACGGUGAAGAAGGUGGGGGAGGGACAAACGAUGAUAGUGAAGAAGGAAGUUAAUUUUGAUGAGGACGCACCGAUGCCGGGCAAGAAGCGCAAGCUCAUGAAGGCGAAGGUGAAGGUCGAGGUGGAUCACGAGAUGUCGGAGACGGUGUCAAAGGGGUCGUCGCCCAAGCGGAGAAGGACUCGGUCGCAGACACAGAUAUAA